Molecule: messenger RNA, 1590 nt
Organism: Planococcus citri (citrus mealybug)
Lineage: Eukaryota; Metazoa; Arthropoda; Insecta; Hemiptera; Pseudococcidae
Exons: 5
Coding region: 93-1424 (443 amino acids)
Molecular function (GO): hydrolase activity; metal ion binding; nucleic acid binding
Source: RefSeq, a predicted model, not a curated record
CCUACAUAGCCAACAAUUGAAAGAUAAACGUUUUGAGACUAUCAAGUUUUUGACCGAUUCAUGUGGUUGAUAUCUUGAGGCACCAAAUUGCAAUGCAGAAGUUACUUUUGUUGUUUUCGAUUCUACUGUGUGCAAUCCAGCAGGUGAAAUCAGAUGCGAACUUGGAUUACUUCAUUAUGAGCGAAGCUUAUCUCCCAGAAUGUCGUGCCAAUGAAGAUGCCAAUACAGGAUUUUCUCCAUUUUAUGUCGCUUGUACUAGAACAAAUAAUGGUUGCGAACCCGCUAUUCCCAUUUUGAACAACGAUGAAGGAUACGUUACCAUUAUUCCGGAUGAAGAGAGACAUCACAUUUAUUACGGAUGUAUAGCAGAUCUGGGAGAAAAUUUAUUCAACUCGGAAUAUUUUAGAAAAGCAUUGGUUUUGCGUAAAGCAAUAAAGCCAGUAACUAUUCGUUCAUCUUUGAGUUUCGAAUAUUGCUUGGAAACUCGUAAGCAAAGAUGUCGAUCGGAAGUAUCUCCUCAAAUAUGGAUAGCCUCCGGUAAGAGCCUGGGAGUAGUGUCGUACAGUAUUGGAUUUAUUAUUGUGGGUUCUAGUGAGGUGACUCUAGCCGAAGUUCAUUUUAGUUGUGACAUAUUUAAAAUUCCUGUUCGAACCAAACAUUUUGUGCAUGGAGUUUCAUUGGCAGUACCCAUAGCACCUGAUCCACUUGAGGAACUUAUAUACGAAGGAAAUUCUGUCUUCUUUAAAAAUUGGGAAUUGGAAGACUGUAUGAUAUCUUAUGAGAGAUUCAAUGAAACCGAUAGCUAUUCGAGGAAAAAAAUUAACGAAUAUCUAAAACUAAAUAAACUGGAUACUAUUCCAGAAAGUGAGAAAAUCGUGAAGGCUCAUUUGAUUCCCGAGUACGAUAUGAUAGAUCCCAGUUGGAAAAAAGUGUCUCGAUUUGCUCAAACCAUCAUACCGAUGUGGGAAGAGUUAUAUUUAGGAAUAUGGGCUGAUGUGGAAGAAAUUAUAAGAGAGGUGGCAUUCAUGAAUCAAAGGAAACUGACUGUUUUUUCUGGAAUCCACGAACAAUUAGCUUUUAAUGCUGAACCGUUUACACGUUUUUUCUACUUGAAUGAACGUAACGUUGCUGUUCCAGAAAUGAUUUGGAAAAUGGUUGUAGAUGAAAACUACAGAGUGAACAACAAAAAAGCUAUUGUAAUUAUAAUUCGCAAUAUUUCUAAAGAAUUGGAAAAUUUGAAUAUUUUUGCCGAAAUCAAACCACCAUCGUGCCAAAAAACAUGCGGCGAUUUUGGAUGGACCAGUAUCGAUAAACCAAAUGUGUAUUGUUGUGAAGUGAACGAAGUUAAAAAUCUUAUAAACGAAUUACCGGACAUUGCUGGUAAACAGAAUUUUGAUAUGUUGUUUAGUAAUUAUACUUACUGAUUUGCUGUAAUCAACAAGACUUAGGUUGUCUUGUAAGUAACUGUCGUCUAUUUUGGUAUGAUUAUUACUCGUACAUACAUAUUAUUAUUGAUAUACAUAAAUGUUCCUCUACCUGCGUCUAAUUGUUGAAAGUAUACUGAAAAAAAAAAUUAAAAUUUCAAUUACA